AUCCACUUACUGCUAUCCUUGAUCUUGGUGACAGUGUGCUGGAUAGAGAAAGGUCAAUUCUGACAUUUUACAAGGCUCCAAAAGUGAACUGGGCAAGCCCUCUACACUGCACAUUGAAAGGGGACGCUGCCGUUGGAGAUGGUGUGAACCGACAUUUUAUAAGCUUGACCAUGAAUACCCUACAGCAUGGCUUUCAAUUGAAUUAUGAUAUGACCACCAUCGCAGUUGAGGACUGUCCUGACCUUGAGCGUCGUCAAACUAUUCAGCUGUUGGAUGGUAACAAAGACCUAAGUGAGGAACAAAAAGAUGCAGUCUGGAAACUAGCAGACAUGUGGGAUCUCCCAGGGGUGACCUCUGAAAACCGCAAAUGGCUCUUCAACCGUCUUCUUCAACAUGCUGUCCUGGGAAAAACAGAUAAACAGAUUAAGCAGUUCAGACGAGGCCUGAAGGAGACCUGCGUUUGGCAGUUACUUACAGAAAGGAAGGACGUAAUUCCUCUUAUGUUCCCCCGUGAGAGAGAUGUUGAAAUCAAGCCUCAGAUGAUCCUUGACCAGAUAUUGUGGCCCCUGGAAAAGACAAACGAGGAUGAGGAGGAUGAAGACUACCCAGUUGAAACCAGGUGCCGCAUAGCUGGAUAUCUUCGCGAGUUUAUUGCAACAGCAUCUCAAUCAUCACGCAGGGGCCUUGUCCAGUUUUGGACCGGAUGGGAGGUCCCAUCCUCUGACAUGCAAUUGGAGAUAGUUCAGGGAAGUCUCCCCAAGGCGUCUACGUGUUUCAAGUCCCUCCGCCUACCAGGACACUACACUAACUUUAAAAACUUCAGUCAAGAUCUAAAUGCAUGUGUAGCAACCUGUGAUACAGGCUUUGGCUUGGUUUAACCAAUUUUUAAGGUUUGAAGACUUGAUCUAUGGCCUUGUGUUAAUUUUGCUAGUCAUCUGUUUGUUUGCUCACAGAGCUAGUUACACAGCGGUGUAUUCUCCUGCCUUACAAUGUUUCAGCUGUUGCUUUUAAUAAUAGUUGUUC
Molecule: messenger RNA, 1023 nt
Organism: Trichomycterus rosablanca
Lineage: Eukaryota; Metazoa; Chordata; Actinopteri; Siluriformes; Trichomycteridae
Exons: 7
Coding region: 171-878 (235 amino acids)
Molecular function (GO): ubiquitin-protein transferase activity
Source: RefSeq, a predicted model, not a curated record